This is a messenger RNA of Metschnikowia bicuspidata var. bicuspidata NRRL YB-4993, 2757 nucleotides long. RefSeq lists its product as uncharacterized. The coding region runs from base 148 to 2352 and encodes 734 amino acids. The record is from RefSeq and is a predicted model, not a curated record. Lineage: Eukaryota; Fungi; Ascomycota; Pichiomycetes; Serinales; Metschnikowiaceae. The transcript has a single exon.
UGAAGCAGGGCAGGGAAACCCCAGCGUGUGAAGCCUGAAGCGGGGGACCAGGGGCCGAAUCCACCAGGUUCCUACCAGGUUUCCCGCACGACCAGAGCGGCCCGGGCCUGCCUUGCGCCGUUGCAUUCACGAGGCGCAUGGUCCGGCAUGCAAGGCUUCUGCCCAACUAAGCGAGCUAUCGCUGGCGGAGUGCAUGAGAUUCCACGGACAAUUUUUUAUGGGCUCCUUUGGGAACUUCCCCCACGGGAAUGUUCGAUUGAGUUGCCACGGCCCGCGGCGCUUUUUUCUUUCCCAAGCCACGCUGUUCUCUUCCGCUGGCUGUUUUGCGUUCACCCCGAGCCCCCGUCACCUGCCACCAGUACAGGAAGGCUCGUUAUACGACACAUCCAAUUGGGCUCUCCAAGCACCAUCGCCACGUUGUGCCCCGCAGCUCUGCAGCCAGCCGUCUGGCACCCGGCGCCCGGCCCAACAAGCGCCCGCCCGCAAGCCACGCCCGAAAUGGCGGCCGGGUCUUCGCCGUCAGUGACGUUGAUGUCCCCUCCCGCGCACUACCCAAAGAACGACCUCCAAACACGCACGCUGUACCUCGGCAAACACGAGGUGGAUCUUCUCCCGCUCCGGCGAGUGGUCACUAGCACGGGCCGGCUCCGGGACUCGGUGAUCCCGUUGAGCGAUAUCACGCCCGACGACGCGAGCGUGUUGCUCCGGGUCAAGCACGUGGUGCUAAAUUUCGCAAGCGACUUUUCGGCUAGGCGCGGCACCGUGCCCGGGCUGCGGUUUGUCGGCAAGAUCCCGCUGCGCCACGCCGUCACCAGCGGCCGGCGCACGUUCUGCCCGAAAGACAAGCUCUUUGUGUUUCCGUACUCGUCGUGCUGGCUCCAGCGCCACGUGCCGCUCUGCGAGAACUGUGCGCUGGUCCAAGGCUCAGAUUUGGACGCCUACGAGACCCACCGCCGCGCGCCAUGCGAGCGCUCGCUUAUCUACGGGCAGCUGCUCGACGGCGGGCUCCAGGACUACAUCCGCGUGCCGUCGCCGGCGCACGCGUUGGUCGCGGUGCCGGAGCUGGUGUCGGUCCACGACUGCUGUUUUCUUCUCGACGUGGCGCUUCCGUUUUUCUCGUUCUGCGUGGACCACUUGGUGGCCCUCCUCCGCGACGCGCCUCGCUGCCGCGUCUUGCUUCUUUUGGGGGACGUCAAGAGGGAGACCAACGACUGCCUCUUGGUGCUCCGGCACUUCCGCCUCGACCACUCGAUGUUCACGUUCACGGACAUACGAGUGUUGGCGGCGCGCCCCGACCUCGAGGCCAAGUACACGGGCCGGUUCCAGCACGUGCUUGUAUUUUCGUCGGCGGCCGAGGCCUUUGCUGCGGCCGUUCGGUUCGGGGCUCCUUGCGGCGGGGCGCCAGGUGUGGAAAGAGGGGCGCGUGGCGAGGGGGAGGCGUGCCACGGGGAGCGUCCUUCGAGCCAGGCGGGUUUCCGUGCGGCGGCCGGCGCCAGGGAACAGGCCAAGAUCUGGGGUGCACAGCUGGAAGCCGGCCGUGAAGAGAGCGAAGCCGCCAGUCAAGAGAGGGGGGCUUCCACUCGAACAGCGGAGACUUCCAAUCAAACAGGAGUCACUUCGAAUCAAGCAGGAGUCACUUCGAAUCAAGCAGGAGUCACCUCCAAUCAAACAGCAGCAACUUCCAAUCAAACAGCGGACACUUUCAUCCACCCAACAAACACCUCUCUGGAAUCAGAGACUGCCGACAGGCCAAACCAAAACACCGCCAAGCCCACGGCCCCCGGCGGGCCCAGCCCCGAGCACACGCUCACCCUCUUCCGCACCACCGGCAGGGCCUCCGCCUGCCCAAGCGACCGCACGCUCCGCCACUUUCGUCUCUCCUACAAAGACAAGUUCUUGAUGGAGCAGUUAUUGGCGACGUUGGCCGCGCUCAACGACAGGUGCUUGGCGGACUUCCCGUUGUUGCUCCCCGGAUGCACCCUCGAGCGAACGCAGACCGCAGGCUCCAGCUCGUCGCUGUCCUUCGGCGGGUCUGGUGCCGAGUCCAUUGAGUCCACGGACUCGCAGAGCCUGCUGGCAUCGGCCGGCGGGGCACCCGUCCAACAAAAAGCGCCUGCCACCGUGCCCCCUAUGCCGGCGGCCACGGGGCUGGCCCGGCGCCAUGUCUCGUGGCUCCACUGCGACCGCGACCUUCUUCUUUGCCUGGACGAAAGCUGUUUCCACGGCGCCCACAGCGGGUGUGAGCAAACAAGCAGCAUCAACGCCAUGCUUGCGGCCCGUAGCCUGCUCGAGCGGGUGUUCUACACGCAGAGGCUGGCGUGCCACGUGGAAUUAAAUGCGUUUAUUUUCUAGGAACCCUGGGCUGCGGCGGGCCGCCGGGACGGCGGGGUGCUGGGAUGGGCGUGGGCUUGUGGCGAUCCUGUGGGGUGUCAUGGACUCGUCGGGCAUUGGCGAAUGGCACGAUCCGUGUAUGUCGUGGGACUGGACAGACUGCCUUUUUCAUCAACCCGGCGUGCCCGCUGAACGGCGAGCAUGGAUUCAUGGAGUCGCCGGGAACUGGUUUUGUAUUGAGCAAGCACUAGUACAUUGGAGUUAUAUGUAUAUAGUUACACAUAUACGUCUUUGUGAAUGCUGAGAAUGGAUCUGCUCUGAUGCCUAGGGUCGUACGAAUGUAGUUGUUGCACAAGGUUUGGAUGUCUUGACGCUAGUAUAUUGGGCUGGUGGGUAACUAUCCAGUGGCGCUAGGCGUUGCAUGGA